CAAGCCUUGGCCCCUCUCUGGGCCUCAGUUUCCCUGUGUGUAUAAUGGGCACUCCAUUAUACACAGCUGAGCCCUGUGUAAUGAUACUGAUGAUGAUAAAAUAACGGCAAUAAUUGCACCAAACACUAUUACUACAAUACAGUCAUUGCACCUACUGUGUGCCAGCCUCUGUUCUAAGCACUCAACAUGAAAUAACCCAUUUACUUCUUACAAGUAGCUCAUGAGGCAGGACUAACAUCACCACCAUUUUACAAGCAGGGAAACUGAGGUACUUGCACAAUCCCCCAGGGAGUAAAAUGGCGGUCAGUGGUGAUCCAGGCAUAUGCAGGGUUUGGAUCAGGCUGUGUGACCUUGGGAAAGUCUCUGACACCUGCACCUGCUCCCUUGGCCACGAACCAGGCCAAUAAAAGCCACCCCCCACUCACAGUGUGGCAAAUGUGUGGGAGGGGAACAAGAGCAGAUAUUGUAAUGGCAGUUGGAACAGCUCUGGGCAAACCAUCAGUACUUAUAAAUUCUUUACCAUUAUGACCAUCAUCAUUGCGAAGCCUAUUCGUAGAUGGAGAAACAGGCUCAGCAUGGUGAGUCUCAGGAACUCCCAGCAGGGUCUGGAGCCCGUUCUCUCCCAGUGCCCCUCACCCACACCUGGCCCUGAGCCCCAGGAAGCGUGAUCCCGGCAUGGCCCAGCCGGACAUUCGCCUGAUGCAACUGUCGCACCACCGCCAGGCCCUUGUGCAAUGCAGGGCACCCAGCUGGCCAGUUAACGAUUGACUGGGGAUUGGUGGGGUAUGGGGCAUAAAAGGCAUCGGUGGCAGUGCUGUGGCUACAAACUCAGACCGUCCGUCAUGCCAGUGCUCGCUCUGUGCCUCCUGUGGGCCCUGGCAACUGUAGCCCGGCCUGCCUCAGUGGCCCCUGGGGGUGGCACAGAAUUGGCACGCCAUGAGGAGCUGACCCUGCUCUUCCAUGGGACCCUGCAGCUAGGCCAGGCCCUCAAUGGUGUAUACAGGACCACGGAGACACGGCUGGCCAAGGCCAGGAGCAACCUGGGUCUCUAUGGCCGCACAGUGGAACUCCUGGGACAGGAGAUCAGCCAGGGCCGGGAGGCAGCCCAGGAACUUCGAGCAAGCCUGUUGGAGACUCAGAAGGAGGAGGACAUUCUGCAGCUGCAUGCAGAGGCCACCGCUGAGGUGCUGGGGGAGGUGGCCCAGGCACAGAAGGUUCUACAAGACAGGGUGCGGCAACUAGAAGUCCAGCUGAGGAGCGCCUGGCUGGGGCAUGCCUAUGAGGAACUGGAGGCCUUAAAGGCUCAUGCCGACAAGCAGAGCCACAUCCUGUGGGCCCUCGCAGGCCACAUGCAGCGGCAGAGGCGGGAGAUGGUGGCACAGCAGCACCGGCUGCGACAGAUCCACGAGAGACUCCACACAGCGGCACUCCCAGCCUGAACCUGCCUGGAUGGAACUGAGGACCAGUCAUGCUGCAAUGGACACUGCCGUGCCCCAUGAGGCCCCUCUGCAGGGAGGAGCUGCCUGUCCACUGCAAUCAGCCAGGGCGCCGGGCCCCACUUCCGAGCAGAGCAGAGACGGACGUGGGCGGGGACAAAGGCGGAGGACGUAGUCCCAUUGCGGACGGGUGGAGGAAGGAUGUGUACCCUUUCAUGCCUAUACACCCCUCAUUAAAGCAGAGUCGUGGCAUCUCA
Sapajus apella (tufted capuchin) is the source of this 1693-nucleotide messenger RNA. RefSeq names its product angiopoietin like 8 (gene ANGPTL8). Gene Ontology annotation, biological process: triglyceride homeostasis; regulation of lipid metabolic process. The record is from RefSeq and is a predicted model, not a curated record. The coding region runs from base 786 to 1439 and encodes 217 amino acids. Lineage: Eukaryota; Metazoa; Chordata; Mammalia; Primates; Cebidae. The transcript is spliced from 4 exons.